AUGGAGGCGGCAGCGGCGGGAUGUCGCGGCCCGGGGCUGGCGCUCUGCGGAGCUCUCAUGGCUGCCAGCGGCGGGAGCCGCUUCCUGGCAGCUCGCUACCAGGAGCCCAGUGUUGAUGAUCUCUUCAUGUAUGACUGCAUCACUGCAGGCAAGAAGUCUCAAGAAGACAGAGGACAGGAUGGACAGCCAGCAGUUAAAGCAAGCGAUGAUAUUCUUGCUUUUGCCUUCUCCUCAUCAGGAGGCUAUUUUGCUUUGACUGAUGACAACAAACGUCUGGUUCUUUUUCGUACUAAGCCUUGCUGGGAAUGCCUUAGUGUCAGGUCUGUUGUUAGAAGAUGCACUUCUCUGAUUAUUACAGCUGCAGAGGAUAAGAUUCUGGUUGCAGACAAGUCUGGUGAUGUCUAUUCUUAUUCAAUAACAGAACCGCAAAAAGCAGGAAAGAUUGAGCUUGGGCACUUGUCCCUGCUCUUGGAUGUGGCGCUGAGUCCUGAUGACCAGUAUAUCCUAACUGCGGACAGAGAUGAGAAGAUUCGAGUCAGUUUGACUAGAGCGCCACAUAACAUCAUAUCUUUCUGUCUUGGGCACAGAGAGUUUGUAAGCAGAAUAUUUGUAAUACCAAACUAUCCAGAUCUUAUGCUAUCAGCUUCUGGGGAUUGUACUCUGAGGCUUUGGGAAUACAAAAGUGGGAAAGAAGUGCACUGCUGUCAUCUAAACAGUUUGAAUAAGACUGAGGCAACCAAAAAUGACAAGAAAUACGCCGUGUCGAGAAUAGCCUAUUGUUGUCAAGGAAAUUACAUUGCCAUUUUAUGUGACUGUAUUCCCACAGUUUACGUCUUCCAGUUUGAUGCUGCUACCCAGCUGUUAAAUUACAGACACCAAAUCUCUUUGAAGCAUAAAGGCUGGGACAUUGCAUUUGAGGAAACAGGUGGGCUGUGGAUACUGCAGGAAGACAAAGAAGCAUCACUUCUACUCUACAGGCCUGUGGAUGGACAUUGGCAGCCUGUUGCUGAUGACAAAGGAUUAAUGAAAAUGUCAAAAUACCUGCACGACAACUGGACAAUGUUUGAAGGUUCUGUUGGGACAGAAAGUUGCUACAGCAGUCUUUACAAGGCCUCAUUCGACAACAUGGCUAUUUAUCUACAAAAGAAAGAGGAAAGACUACAGCAGCAGCAGCAGAAGAAAAGAAAAGAGCUGCAGCAUGAAUCUAAUAGACAAACUAAAAAGAUCAGAACAAGAGAAUCAUCCUAA
Molecule: messenger RNA, 1248 nt
Organism: Emys orbicularis (European pond turtle)
Lineage: Eukaryota; Metazoa; Chordata; Testudines; Emydidae
Gene: WDR4
Product: WD repeat domain 4
Exons: 11
Coding region: 1-1248 (415 amino acids)
Biological process (GO): tRNA modification; RNA (guanine-N7)-methylation
Cellular component (GO): nucleus; cytosol; tRNA methyltransferase complex
Molecular function (GO): protein binding
Source: RefSeq, a predicted model, not a curated record